Molecule: messenger RNA, 2581 nt
Organism: Cloeon dipterum
Lineage: Eukaryota; Metazoa; Arthropoda; Insecta; Ephemeroptera; Baetidae
Exons: 4
Coding region: 1197-1766 (189 amino acids)
Molecular function (GO): protein dimerization activity
Source: RefSeq, a predicted model, not a curated record
UUAAGCCGUGCCCACUAAUAAUUUGGAGGCGUGUUAUUAGUACGAGUAAGUGAGAGGCUCUCUACUCUAAAUUUAAUGGGCGUGUUCGGUUUUCGGCCCGAAAUACCUGAUUCAGUGCCCAUAUAGAAUAAAUUAAUUAAUUUUUAACAGUAUUUUGGCUUAACGACGCGCGUUAUGUUCAAGGGCGAAAUUUUUAAAAAGAAGUAAUCACUUUGCAGCAACGUCAAACGCUAGCCUAAUCUGAAUUAGAGUGUAUUUCAAGACCAAAUUUUUGUAUUGUCUGGAACUUUUCUUGCCGAAACUGGUAUUGUUCCGGUAUUGUUUCUGAAAGAAAUAUUUAAAAUUUUCUUGUCUUGUAUUGUUUUUCAAACCUUCUUGUUUUGGUAUUGCUUUUCUGACAAAAAAAUCUUGUUUCGGUAUUGUUUUUUUUUUAAAUUCUUGUUUUUGGGAUUUAUUCUGGAAGACAUAUUUUUUAAGUUGUAUAUUAUCAAAUCUUACUUUAGCAUUUUAAUAAAAUUGUCGUUUUGCUUGAUUAAAUAUAUUCUAAAACUGAAACUAGAGAGGGGACCAUGGACAGGGAUUACAGGAUUCCCGUCCCGUCCCUGAGGGACGCGGGUUGAAUUUUUUAUUUCAAGACGGGUGGGGCGGGACAGGGACAAUCUUCAGCGGGACGAGGGACACUUUUAUCGGCAGCAAUGGCAAAGUGCAGCAUUAAAAGCCUAAAGAUUCUCACUUUGUUAGAAGAAUUUUUCUAUGAAAAUUUCUCUACCACCAUAAAGAAUUCAGGAAAAAACAAUAUUCUUGUAUUGCCUUUUCCAGUAUUGUUUGGUAUUGUUCUGGUAUUGAAUUUAGAAAAAAAUCCGGCAAAACAAGAACAAUACCGGAAAUCCCGGUAUUAUUUUUCGGUCUUGUUCUUGAAAUACACUCUAAUCUGAAUAUAGAGCAAAAGAGAGAAAUUUUCUAAAAUAUAUUGAGAUAAGGACUCCACAGCAAAGGCAACCGUUUUAGAAGAGAAAAAUUACUAGCGAAAGAAUUAAACAUGUAAUUUUGAUAGGCGAAUUCUCGUUCCUUCUAAAAACAGCAAAACGCAUGCUCUGCAAACGUGCUCUAAAAAAAUGAUUUCAUUCUAUCUCACCUCUAUAGCCAUCUGGUAUUCCCUCUGUUUUAUACUUGAUUUAAUAUUUGCAGAUUAGAAAAUGAAAGUCAAAGCCAAAAGCGUUACCAAAUCAACUCGUCGGAAUGCCUCGUUGGCCAAAAAGAGAGCACCCGCAAAAGUGAGCGCUGCGAGAUCCUCAGUUAGCUCAGAUGAUUCUAAUGAUGUAAUCGAUGUAGAAGGAUAUGGGGCUGACAAACGAGACCAUCACAAGCUCGAGAGGGUCAGAAGAGAUGAACUGAAAGGCAAAUUUGAGGGCCUGAUCGAAGUUUGUCCUGCCCUGAUGGGUAUAAACUUUGACAACUGUCAUCGUAGUGACAUCCUUAGUGAAUCCGCGGCCUUCAUCGAAAAGUGGAGCAGAUAUUUUGACCCAAGCGAUGAAGGAGUGCAAGUUUACGAUGCGAAAUUGAAAUUCAUGAACGAUUAUUGCGAAGAGAUGGAAAAUGUCGUAAGGACCGGCAUAGUGACCGAAACCUAUGAACAAAUGAAAGAGCACUUUGAGAAAAACAAGGAAAAAUAUUCUAUAUUUUACACAAGAGUCUUUUGCAACCAAACUUUGCAAGGGACUGGAAGGGACGACGAAUCCCCUUUCCCUUCCAGAGGAUGUGGAUGAACAGAUUGAUGAUGGAGGUGUCUAUGUUGGUGAAGACGACUUAGAAGAUGAUGAAGACACCGAAGAAAAUGAUGAAGUCUCAAAUGAAGAGGAUAACAAAGAUGAAUAUUCUGAUACAACGGAGGAGAACAAGACAGAAGAAAAUGGAGAGGAUGAAGAUCAGGAUAUGAGUGAAGAGACUGAGGAAGGUGCAGAGUUUUUUGAUGACGAAAACCAAGAGGAUUCUCCUGAUCAGCAGAAUUAUCAGGAAACCUACGAUGAUGAUGAAAACGAAGAAGUCAAUGAGUUUAAUCUGAUUCAAUUGAACGACUCUCUCUUAGGAUAUUUAACUUAAAUUCCAUCACUAAUUUAUAGAGAUAGAAAAGGUGAAUGAAGAGGAAGAUCUAUUUUGAAGAUUAUGAUAAAAGGAUGAUGAAGAUCCAUGUAUUGUACAAGUUAAAUGAGAUUUUAUCUCACUCGUUCCUAUGUUUUUAAAUUCUACCACUCAAUGCUUCAUUUGAUGUUCCUAUAAAAUUUAAUUUUAGUAAUCUUUAGUUGAUUAAGUUACCAAUUUAAAAUGAAUUUUACAAGGCUGAACUCUGUACCAUAAUAUGUAUACGCGCACAUGCAAACGCAAAUAAAGUACAAAAGUCCAAAAUUUGGAGCAAUCUUACAUUCUGAAAAAUCAGGCUUUAUUUAUAUAGUGAUCUUUGUCUACCGCAUUGGAUAGAAAUACAUAUCUGGAAAAUAUUUGAGUUGCAGCAAUUUGGAAUUUGCUACAGUUAGGUGAAGACUCGAAAUGGCCUCUUCGGAAAAUUCUUUUUUCGAAUAAUACA